This is a messenger RNA of Triplophysa rosa, 7657 nucleotides long. It is a transcript of the gene rims2b, whose product is annotated as regulating synaptic membrane exocytosis 2b. The record is from RefSeq and is a predicted model, not a curated record. Gene Ontology annotation, molecular function: small GTPase binding; transmembrane transporter binding. The transcript has 43 exons. Gene Ontology annotation, cellular component: cytoskeleton of presynaptic active zone; presynaptic membrane. NCBI's taxonomy places the organism in Eukaryota, Metazoa, Chordata, Actinopteri, Cypriniformes, Nemacheilidae. Gene Ontology annotation, biological process: intracellular protein transport; calcium ion-regulated exocytosis of neurotransmitter; regulation of synaptic plasticity. The coding region runs from base 647 to 5932 and encodes 1761 amino acids.
CAGAUCUAAAAGAGCAUGAAACAGGCGGAUAUAACAAAUCAUAGUUAUGCAAUCUACUUAAAAGCGCUUUGAUGAAGUUCUGAAAGAUAUUUUGCUCAUUGAUGUAUGUAAAUAACGUAAUGUGAAAUUGCUUUGUUGUACUGUGGUAACAGUUACCCAGGCAGCGCGGUGCAUACGCUGCCGGUAUGAAAGGACAAUGGGCACACACUGCUAACGCUCUCCCUAUGCGCUGCUGCCGCUCCGCCUACGCUCUGCUUACGCGUGCGGUAUGAAACGGGUGUUAGAGAUGAAAGAAACUCUCCUCGCCUCUGCUGUCAAUGAAUGUGUCCGGGCGCGCGCACUUCCGCCGCCCCGCCCGCGACACUGGAGCAUCUGAUCUUUGUCCUACAUAAGACAGUCGCUCCGCCCCGCUUUCCUGCCGGACCCUUUCUCCUGAUGCAUCCAUUUUUGUGCAUUCAAGAAAUCUCUCGGAGUUAGCAGCAGCCGGGAAGAAAUCAAGGGAAAUCUGACGGAAAGAGGACGCCUUUAAGCGCAAUAAGGGUCGCGGGCCCUGUCGUUGGAUACUCGGAGCUCCCCAUAAGCGGCAGCAGCCAUGGGUUAGACUGCAUUCACCAUGAUUGCGAAAUAAAAGCACCCACGCCUGAAAAUGUCUGCUCGGGAUGGCCCGGCCGCAUCCCCUGCGGCUCCCGCUCAACCGGACAUGCCGGACCUGAGCCACCUCACCGAAGAGGAGAAAAAGAUCAUCCUGUCGGUCAUGGACCGCCAGAAGAAAGAGGAGGAGAAAGAGCAGUCCAUGUUGAAGGAAACUCCUAAGGAAGACAAAAUGCCUCAACCAUCUCAGUGGAACCUUUUCAGUGGAAUCACUGAGUUGGUUAGUAAUGUUCUUCAACCACAGUCAAAGUCCCCCAGUGAGGAGGAGCCAAAGGCGAAGUUGCACCAGCAGUUUGAGAUGUAUAAGGACCAGGUGAAGAAGAUCGGCGACGAGGCGCAGAAGAAACCCGAGCAGAAGGCCGACUCGCCCACCUGCGGAAUUUGCCACAAAACCAAGUUUGCCGAUGGCUGCGGCCACGUCUGUUCUUAUUGCCAAACAAAGUUCUGCGCUCGCUGCGGAGGACGAGUAUCUCUCCGGUCCAACAAAGUAAUGUGGGUAUGCAACCUGUGCCGAAAACAACAAGAAAUCCUCACCAAGUCGGGAGAGUGGUUCUACAGUGGUUCUGAGGGGUCCAGAUCAGGGCCCCAAGCCAAAGUGAGAGGAGGCCCAGUCAGUGCGAGCCAGGACCCUCUCAGAAACGGUUCGGGGGUCCCCACAGACAGGAAAAGAAGCCCAUCAGCAUCCAGGGAUCCAAACGCGCCAUAUAACCAAAGGGAGGGGGAAGGAGGAUUGCAGCAUGCCCCGGCUGAAGGUGGCAUGCCCCGCUCACCGUCCGACUACGGACGGGACCCUGGCCGAUCACCAAGGAGUUCAAGGAUGUAUGACGAGGUGGGAGGUUACCAAGACACUCGAGGACGCUGGCACUCGCAGGACCAGCGUUUGGACGGCCAGUUAGAUGACUAUGAAAUCCAGAGGCGUCGUGAGGAGGAGUACCAGGCUCGAUACCGCAGCGAUCCCAACCUGGCACGCUACCCGGUCAAACCCCAACCCUACGAGGAGCAGAUGCGCAUCCAUGCCCAGGUGUCACGGGCUCGGCACGAGCGCCGCCAUAGCGAUGUCUCGCUUGCCUACACAGAACUUGAUGACCAUCUGCACGGAGCUGGGGUCCGUCAGUCUCGCCUUCCUCUUUUGGGAGGCCCAAGUCAGCGUUCGUACUCGGUGGACAGGACCUCACCAGGCCUUCGCACGUCCAAUCACAGCCCACCGACACCCCACCGCAGCCCCGUGCUGGGAGACAGCCGGCGAGGUGUGGGGGACCCAGCGAGAAAGCCCAUGCUCCAGCAGCACCACUUGGACCCUAGCUCAGCCAUACUUAGGAACAAACGGGAUAAAAUGGAUAGCAUGCUGCGAAACGACUCGCUAAGCUCGGACCAGUCGGAGUCGGUUCGGCCUCCUCCACCCAGACCCCACCGCAGCAGACGUAUUGGAAAGCUCAGGACCAUGGACAGCUUCAGUAGCUCAGAGGAAGAGCUGGCCACAACACCAGAGUACACCAGCUGUGAGGAUGUGGAGCUGGAAAGUGAGUCCAUCAGUGAGAAAGGAGAUAUGGAUGGUCACUGGUGGGACCAUGCGUCAUGGCACAGCGAGGCCUCCUCAUUGUCUAUGCACCCGGUGACAUGGCAACCGUCCAAAGAUGGAGAGCGCCUAAUAGGGCGGGUAGUGCUAAACAAGCGGAUGAAAGAUGGCACAGUGCCCAGGGACACAGGCACGCUGCUGGGCCUCAAGGUCGUGGGGGGGAAGAUGACAGAGUCUGGGAGACUUUGUGCUUUCAUCACAAAAGUGAAGAAAGGAAGUCUAGCAGAUACUGUCGGCCAUCUCCGACCAGGUGAUCAGGUCCUGGAGUGGAACGGGAGGGUCUUGCAGGGAGCCACAUUUAAGGAAGUUUACAAUAUCAUUCUAGAAUCCAAACCCGAGCCCCAGGUGGAGCUGGUGGUCUCGCGGCCCAUUGGAGACGUCCCUAGAAUACCAGAGAGCACACAUGGACAACUUGAAUCAAGUUCAAGUUCCUUUGAAUCCCAAAAAAUGGGCCCUUCUAUUUCUGUCACGUCCCCAAUGAGCCCUGGCAUGCUCCGGGACAGCCCUCAGUAUCUGUCUGGACAGCUCUCCAGCCCAUGCCUUAGUAGAAGAACCACGCCUUUUGUCCCUAGGGUCCAGGUAAAGCUUUGGUACGAUAAAGUGGGACAUCAACUCAUUGUUACAAUCCUGGGAGCCAAAGACCUGCCUUCACAGGAAGACGGGCGGCCUAGGAACCCCUAUGUCAAAAUCUACUUUCUCCCCGACAGAAGUGACAAAAGCAAGAGGCGAACAAAAACAGUGAAGAAAUCCCUCGAGCCCAAGUGGAACCAGACGUUCAUGUACUCGCCGGUGCACAGACGAGAGUUCAGAGAACGUAUGCUGGAGAUCACGCUAUGGGACCAGGCCAGAGUCCGAGAGGAGGAGAGUGAGUUCCUGGGAGAGAUUCUGAUAGAGCUGGAGACGGCACUGUUGGAAGACCAACCUCACUGGUAUAAGCUACAAACACAUGACUUGUCUUCUAUGCCGCUGCCCAACCCCUCUCCUUACACGCAGAGACGCCUUCCACAUGGAGAGAGUCCAACACGCAGGUUACAGAGGUCACAGAGAAUCAGUGACAGCGAGUUCUCUGAUUAUGACUGUGAGGACGGGGUUGGUGUUAUCUCAGAUUAUCGGCUCAAUGGCAGGGAUUUCCAGAGCUCCACGCUGUCUGUACCUGAGCAGGUUAUGUCCUCCAAUCACUGUUCACGAUCGGACGUGAUUCGCACACGUUCGCGGUCACCCAGCGUUCCUCCCCCACAAAGUCGAAGUUUAGAUCAUGGUGUUAGAGGAGGACCCUCGUUGUAUGGCCCCCGUCAUCGGCUGUCCGAAGAACGCUACUCACCAGACAGCCAGUAUCUUACCCUCCCUCCUCGAACCAGACACAGACAGCCAACCAUCGACCCCGCUAUCCAGGACCCCAGUAUAUACCCUCUGUAUCGAGAAGACGCGGUCAGAUUACUUCGCUCCAGUAAAAUGGCUCGUGCAUACUCAGAAGGCGCUUACAAUAGCAUGGAAAGGAGAAUGAGGAGGGAUAGACAUAUUUCUGCGUUCAAUGACUCGUUUGAUUCUCCUGAGAGAUAUUACAAUGGGCUCAAUCAUGUUAUGAACGGAACCUGUGGGGACUACAGGACAUGUCCCAGGAUAGAAAUCGAACCUUCUACAGAUACAGAAAGAGAGGACCAUAUCCCAGAGUUCCCAGCUAACCAUGAGCACUUUGAAGAAGAUCUCAGGUACAGUCGCAGCAUGGUGGUCAGGCAUGACCAUUACAGGUCCAGGUCAGCUGAUCAGCGGCCCAUGAUGGAUCAUCCGGUCUACACCCGUUCCCGCUCGUCUGAGCGGCCCGACUCCGGCUACAUGAGAUCCAUGCCAUCCUUAACGUCAGGGAGAUCUGCCCCUCCCUCUCCCGCCUUAUCGAGGGCAAACCCACGCACUGGAUCGGUUCAAACAAGUCCCACCAGCACACCAGUAUCAAGUCGGAGAGGUCGGCAGCUACCCCAGGUCCCACCGAAGGUUACCAUGGACAGAAAAGAUGGCGAGGGCAUGACUGAGCCUUAUGAAGUGGGGGGGACGUCACAAUCCCCAGCCCCGCCCCCUGCACCUCCUCAGAUUUCACAAACAGUGGCUGCUUACAUGGGAAUGGAGCCUCCUGUUCCUGGUCCUACCAUUACACAUCCCACUGGUCAUGCCCCUGUUCCACAUUCUGCUCAUAUUCCUCCUCAUCAUGCUUCUGCCACACCCCCUCAUACACGCAUUCCUCCUGUCACGCAUGCCACUCCCCCUCCUGCUCCUCCUCCUCCCCCUGGUCCGGCCCCUCCUGCUCCCUCACCAUCAACAGCGCCACCUCCUGUCCAACAGGCGUCUGUGUCAGAACCCGAGGAAAAGCCUGUAGCUCCCCCAGCUGUCAACGGGAGGAAAGAAGUGACAUGGGGAGACCUGCAGAAGAAAACCACUGCGGUAGAGACAGUAUCAGAGACUGAAGAUGCAGGUAUUUUAAAGGAUCCAUCAAGGCGAGGAAUGGACAAUCUGUCCAUGAGAUCAUCGGACAGCGAUGUAAGCGACGUGUCCGCUAUGUCGAGUACGUCUCGGCUUAGCAGCACGAGUUACAUGUCUGUCCAGUCAGAAAGAGCGCGGGCCAGCCGCAAGAUCAGCCGUGCAGAGGCUCUUCAGAGUCAGGGAGAGGAGGGCACUGUGGUGGUGGAGGAGCAGGUGGAGCCAGCUUCAGGAAGCGCUCAGGGGGCGGGGCAUGAAGGGGAGGUGGGUGGUGCUACUGAGAACCCAGAAGGGGAAGAAGAGGAGGAACCUGAGAGUGAGUUUACAUCUAAAAUAAAACACAGGGCUCAAACGGCCACACCCGGCUCCAACAUCACAAAGAGUUCCAGCGUCGGCGGAGACAUGUGUUCGCUGGGUAGAAAUGAUGAUGAGGAUGAUGACAAGAAGAGACGUUCAAGUUUUGGGGCGAAGAUGGCAGCCAUGGUGGGACUGGGGAAAAAGAGCCAAAGUACAUCCCAGCUGGACCCAGAGGAGGAAGGCAGGAAGAAGAAGCCGGUGCGCCUGGCAAUCCAGCGAAGCGUGGAGACGGGAUUGGCCAUCGAGAUGAAGAACAGAAUGACACGUCAGCCCAGUAGAGAGACCACAGACGAUGGUGAAAAGGCUAAACCUGGAAAUUUUAUCUUCCCUGGGGUGAAGAUUUCAUCAGACAGUCAGUUCACUGAGUUUUUGGAUGGUCUUGGCCCCGCCCAGCUGGCAGGGAGACAGACAUUGGCCACACCUCCAAUGGGCGACAUACAGAUCGGUAUGGUGCACCGGAAGGAGAGGCUGGAUGUGGAAGUUAUUCGGGCUAGAGGCCUGGUGGGCAAACCAGGCAACAAACAGACGCCAGCACCCUAUGUUAAAGUAUAUCUGUUAGACAACGGGAAGUGCAUCAACAAGAAGAAAACACGGACAGCAAGAAAAACACUGGAUCCUCUUUAUCAACAGCAGCUUCAGUUUGAGGAGAAUCCUGAAGGGAAGGUUUUACAGAUCAUUGUUUGGGGGGACUAUGGACGCAUGGACCACAAAUCUUUCAUGGGAGCAGCCCAGAUCCUAUUGGACGAUUUAGAGCUGACCAACAUGGUGAUUGGCUGGUACAAGCUCUUUCCUCCCACCUCAUUGGUGGACCCGACCUUGGCACCUUUAAGUCGUAAACCUCCAGAAUCAGGUGUGGAGAGCUCCAACGUUCGGUCGUAGCGGCACGGGGUGGUGAGAGGUAGAGAGCGGCAUGAGUAGCUACAGCUACAGACAGAGAGAAAACAGUCUCGACGGGUCACGUCCUGGUUACACUGCAUGCUUGAUGUCGUGUUCUCUGAGCCCGUUCGACGAGAGGCUGCGAAAAGGCCUGCGUCCUUCUGCCAAAAAAAUAAACGAAAAGAAAACAGCAUGCUGCUGUCACGUGCAGGGAAAUAAAGCCACAGGACGUCUCCGAAGAGAUGCGGUCGCCUUACACAGCAGAGUUCUGACUCUCCGUCGCGGUUGGAGCACAGGAACAGGGAAAGGGAAAGGAAGACAUCAUACUAUUCUGGCUGUUUACUCUCUGUUUUAUUCAAAGAGAUGUCAGUGUUUCUUAACUCAAACUCGAUGCAUUGUAGCCAUUACUCUGAGCCAAGCUCUGAAAAAGCUCCUUUAAGAAAGAAGCACUUGGCUAAGAAAAGGGAACCUCGGAAAGAUGAUGUUCAUACUCCGACAAGCCAGAUCUCCACGUCAUUUUUAGCAUUUGAUGAUGAAUAUGUAAAUGAAUAUGCCAGAGUUCCUGUUUAAUUCAGGAGAAAACGGAAUUAUGAAAGAAACAUAUAGACCUUUUUGUGCUCCGGUAUGACAUUCUUUGUUAAUGUACUGUAUGAAAUUCAUGGGGAAUUGUUUUUCCUUUUUUGUUUGCAUGAAUGCAAAUUUGUUUAAAAAAGGUUAUUUUCCUCAUGGCUGCAACUUGCAAAAAAAAGAAAAAGAUUUCAGGAUCAGCCAUUUUCAACAUUUGUAUUAUUUUUAAUAUGAAAUUCUCUAGUGCAUGGUUUUCAAAGAGACUGAAUGCAACAAGCUAAAGAUGUGAUUGUCAUCCUUUAGACAAUUCUUCUGUAUUUUUACAGAGAUCAGAUACAGGUGUGGCCAUCAUUAAUGAAAAAAGCUAUCGAGAAAAAUAAGAGAUGGCAGAGGAAAACUCAAUAAAUGUACAAUAUUCAUUGCAAUGUAAGGCACAAGCCUCAAAUUGUAACGUUAUAUGGAAAUCGUACAUUUCUCCCUUCAGCGUCAGCCAUGUUUGUGUACAUGUGGAGACAGCCGUAGAUUAUGUUACGGGUCUGUCAUAACUCAGUUGUUACAUUAGAAUGGCUCAUUUAUUCAAAGUAAGCAUGUUGAAAAGGGUCUGCAACAUGGAUUGAGCACAGUGUCUGAGUAACACAGCAUGUUUUUGAUAGAGACAUCUGGGAUUUUUCCGCAGUUUUGUGUACAGUGCAUGUGGACCGGACCCUUGAUCUGAUCAACCGUGGACUCGGGGUCGAGGUUUUGUGGCUGAUGGUUCAGACAUUCAAUGCAACAUUCCACCUCUUGGCACUCAUCGUUUCUUGAAGUUUUCAAAAGGAAAUAAAAGAGAAUUAAACACAUGAAAGAACAAAAACAAGGGGAAAAAAGCAAAGAAAAUUUAUAUUUAUUCAAGGUUGACUUGGAAAAAAAGUUGCAAGUAUAUUUUAUUUUAUUAUUGUUAUAAAGAAAAUGGUAUAAAAACUGGUUCCCAUUGGAUGGUGCUGUACGAAGACUCUAAACUCUGGACUGGACAAUGUUCUCCCAUGUGUUGUUAAACACAACGGUUGUUGAGAAAGGAGUCACACAGUUCGUGAAGAUGGGAAAAUUGCCACAAAAUAUGAAUUUUUAAUUGUUUAUUGUUUUGAGAGAAUAAAAUUCAUUUACUAAUUCCUGUGUUUGUUU